Schistosoma mattheei is the source of this 1126-nucleotide messenger RNA. Lineage: Eukaryota; Metazoa; Platyhelminthes; Trematoda; Strigeidida; Schistosomatidae. The record is from the annotation of a GenBank genome assembly.
CAAGAAGUGAGUUCAAAGACACCAGUCGGUAUGCACAACUUCGUCUCCAAGAUAUUGGAUACUGGAAGGCAGUUCGGGGUUCUUUCAAAUCUCAAGGACGGCAUGCAAACUUUUUGAUAGAUCUAGGUCAUCUUUUUAUCAACUGCUUUUCAUAUGGACACAAAAAAACUUCCCGAGAGGUUCUUCAGGAAGAAGGCAGAGGCCUUCAACCGAAAGGUUAAAUAUGCUAAACAAAGUGUCACUCAAGUAGCAGCCCUACACAAUGUAUUGCCUGGCUAUCUUGAGAAGGAAGAUGAAAAUGAGAUGAUCACUCAAGAUGCUAUGUUGAAAGAAGUUGAUAUUGGUUCAGCAACUAAGCGUUUUGAUGUUAAACUACAGUAUGGACCGUAUGCGAUUGAUUAUUCACGAAACGGCAGAUUUUUAGCCCUGUGUGGUAAAUCAGGUCACAUAGCGGCAUUCGACUGGAUGGUGAAGAAGCCUCUUUUUGAGAUCACUGUCUCCAACGAAUGCAAGGAUGUUAAGUUUCUUCACCAAGAAACGUUCGUUGCCGUUGCAGAGAAAAGAUAUGUUUCCAUAUAUGACAAUCAAGGCUUAGAAGUACAUUGCUUGAGAAAACUGAAUGGGAUAUUACGAAUGGAAUUUCUCCCGUAUCAUUUCCUUCUGGUAUCUUCCGCCGACAAUGGAUUUCUUUAUUACCUAGACUGUUCUAUUGGUACGAUUGUCACUUCAAUACCUACAUAUAUGGGGCGCCUUGGUGUUAUGUGUCAAAACCCUUCUAACGGAGUUAUUUGCACAGGACACAACGAUGGUGUUGUGUCUAUGUGGAUACCUUCAGAGAAGUCAUACGUUAUCAAAAUGUUCGCACACCCAACUGCCAUUACUUCGAUUGCUUGCGACCAAACUGGAAGAUUUCGAAUCCAUACCCAAUUGAAUCUUUCCUCAUAUAUAUAUGACUGGACAUUAUUUCUCAGUUCACUCAAAGCUGAUUACGUUUCGUUCGCUUGAUAAUUAUAAUUGCUGGUAUUAGAGCAGCUUCUAAUCUUGGUAUAUCUUGUAUUGAGUCGUGAUAGUAGGUAUAAAGUGAUGCGUUAUGUGAGUCAAACUACUUGGCAACCUGUGGAGUUGA